AUGAAGAUCCCGGGCCAUGUGGUUUUCCUGCUGCUGAUAGGAGGGAUUUGUUGCCAGAACAACCGCAAUGCCAAACCUAGUGGCAAGUCAUCUAAGAAGAACCAGGGGAACCAGAACCAAGGGGCUGAGGCAGCCCAGUCGGCCCCAGAAGAUGAGCCCCAUUCUGGGCCAGUGGAGUCAGGCAGGGAGGGUAACUCUGGAGGUCGGGCGGCAGCCCAGCAGUCAGCUUCACAGAACAACAAGGCUUCAGAUGAUAUGAAGCUGCAUGUCCUCAAGAAUACUCAGGUCACAUGCAACGAUGGAACAGCAGCAGGGUUUUACCUAAAGGAGUUCAAAGGGAGUAAGAGAUGGCUGAUAUUUCUGGAAGGCGGUUGGUGCUGCUACAACAAAGACUCCUGCGAUACCAGAUAUAAAAAUAUCCCACGACUCAUGACCUCAUCCGACUGGCCCCAAACGCGCAAAGGAAGUGGAAUAUUGUCAGCCCAGGCGGAAGAAAACCCUCAUUGGUAUAACAGUAAUAUUGUAUUCAUCCCGUACUGCUCCAGCGACGUGUGGAGUGGCACAGGGCCCACAGCCACCAAGGAGAAGAGAGGCCCGGGAAAAGAGAAGGAGAAAGAUGCCAUUGAGUAUACCUUCAUGGGUUCCCUGAUCAUCCGUGAGGUCAUCAAAGACCUAGUCCCUAAAGGCAUCAAACAGGCCAAGGUUGUCAUGCUGGCUGGCACAAGUGCUGGAGGGACGGGAGUGCUACUGAACAUUGAGAGAGUGUCCAGUCAGCUGGAGCAGCUGGGUGCAGAGGCCCAGGUUCGAGGCCUGGUGGAUUCGGGCUGGUUUCUGGAGAGUAAACAGCAGAGGGUUCCUGACUGCCCAGACAGUGUCUCCUGCUCACCUGUAGACGCCAUCAAGAGAGGACUCAAGCUGUGGAACGGGGUGGUCCCAGACAAGUGUCGGCAGCAGUACAAGAAAGGAGAGGAGUGGCAGUGCUUCUUCAGCCACAAACUCUACUCCUCCCUGACCUCCCCUCUGUUUGUGGUGCAGUGGCUGUUUGACGAGGAGCAGUUGAGAGUGGAGAAUAUCUACCUGGGGGGUCAGACCCUGUCAGAACAGCAGUGGACCUACAUGCAGAACCUGGGAAAGGAUAUCAAGAACUCACUCAAAGAUGUCACGGCUGUGUUCGCACCCUCCUGCCUGUCCCACACAUUGAUCACUAAAAGUAACUGGAUGACGUUUCAAGUCAAAGGCACCUCCCUGCCCCGGGCUCUGCAGUGCUGGGAUAAGAGUUUCCAAGAAGCCAACCGUAACAGCAAGACCCCCCUGAAGGGCUGUCCCUUCCACCUGAUCGACACCUGCCACUGGCCCCAGUGCAACCCCACCUGCCCAGCCUUGGUGGACCAGGCCACCCAGCAGGAGCUCACCCUGCUCCAGAUGUUAGUGGGCAUGGGCCUGGACCUCCAGAAACUAGGCCUGGACCUCAGGAGGGACAGUAGCUCUGUAACUAGCAUGGUCAGUAACGGUGGCUAAGACAAGGAGUAUAGAAGCCCACUCUCUGGCUUAGUAAAGGGAAAUUUUUUAUGAGUUAUGACGUAACCAUGAAAGGUACAGAAUCUGGUUACUUCUCUUGUGCCGCUCAGCCAUUCCAUUGUGCUCCACUGUUACCAUGCCGUCUUGACCGGUGGGUAUGUCACUGGGCUUACAGUAUGUCUGUCUGUAACGUUACAGUUUGCCUCUAGGAUCCCUCUCCUGGACAGUUUAAAGAGGGGAGGUUAGUGAUUCCAGUUUACCCCUGGGUUGUGUCUCACAUUUGAUUCAAGGGAGAACGAGGAGUGCCAGGUACCUGUAGCUAACCAGUCAGUCAACACACUUUCACCCAACUACAUGUACUAUACAAAACUUCAACAACAUUUUGUGAAGUGAAACGUACUGCUUUUGAGGAUUUUUGAAUAAGCUAUUGGCACUUUUUAUCAUCUUGCCAACAUAGGACUGGUACAGUAUUCAGAGGAAAUGUACAUUUUAAUGUAGAUGGUUGACUGGAAGGAUAUAUUAUAUGAGUCUGCUGUUUUAGAUCCAUGUCCAAGCUCAAACACUGCCAGAGAAUGAAGGACUGUCUUGCAAGGACACUUGCAGUGCCGAGACCAUUCUCUAACUUUUAUUGAAUGUGUUCUACACGCGUGCGCACACACACAUACACACACACACACACACAUACACACACACACACACACACACACACACAGCCUACAGUUUAUAUUUCCCACAUUUCUACUGCUGCUGCAAUUACAAUGUUGAAUUUUUAGAUAUAUAUAAAUAUAUAUUUGAUGUGCAUGUGAAGUAAGGGAUGUUUGAUCUUGCAAAAGUGGCCCAAAUGAAAAGUAAUUGUCAUACCUUCUAAUAUUGUAUAUUAUCAAGAGAAGGUUGUGACCAUCUCUUCUUUCUUUGACUUUACCAUGAAGUGUGUUUGAACCUAAUGUAUCUUCCCAUGGACCCUUUUAACUGAUGUUUCCUCUUCAAAAACACUGUAGUCGAUACUACUCAGCUAGUGUGUCAUGUACUGUAAUAUCUACAUAAUUUACAUCCUUAAAGAAUCAUUUCAUGUGAUUAUAUCUAAUCUAUUGUAUGGUAAUUAUAAUCAGAAUUGUUUGAUUUGCUACUGUUUUAAAUUGUAUGUAGUAAUGAACCCUAUUUUGCUUGAAAUAUUUACCUUGUAAACAGAACUAUAACUUGACAGGCAUUAUAUAGUGGAUGUAUGUUGAAUUGA
Molecule: messenger RNA, 2752 nt
Organism: Oncorhynchus tshawytscha (Chinook salmon)
Lineage: Eukaryota; Metazoa; Chordata; Actinopteri; Salmoniformes; Salmonidae
Gene: notum2
Product: notum pectinacetylesterase 2
Exons: 11
Coding region: 1-1518 (505 amino acids)
Molecular function (GO): hydrolase activity
Source: RefSeq, a predicted model, not a curated record